AUGUCCGAAUACGUUCAAUAUAAACUCCAAAUCCGCUACGAAAACUACGACGCCUACGAGAAAUACGAUAAAGACAUCCAAGACACACUCGAAACAAAAUACGGCGAAUUAGGCGCUACGCACAUCCAGCGAUGCUAUGUGAGUCCGAGCGUUCGCCUGCUCCUGGUAACUAGUUUCGAGGCACCGGAUGGUAUCCUGGAUGAGCUGAGAAGUGUGAAGUUGGGGGAGGGUAUUGCUACAGAUAUUCGAAUGGAGGAAUAUAGGAGGCGUUGA
Messenger RNA from Aspergillus chevalieri, 273 nucleotides. RefSeq lists its product as uncharacterized. The transcript has 4 exons. Bases 1 to 273 code for a protein of 90 amino acids. The record is from RefSeq and is a predicted model, not a curated record. NCBI's taxonomy places the organism in Eukaryota, Fungi, Ascomycota, Eurotiomycetes, Eurotiales, Aspergillaceae.